GUUUACUGAAUAACUAUUUAUGAUUAGCAAGGAGGCGGAAAUUAGCAAAUGACUCCUUUUUCGCCUGUCUCCAUCUUUUACGCGCUCUUAUCGGAAGGUGAAGCCAUCGCUGUUCCGUCAUCAUAUCUGUUGAUAAGCUCGACAUCCUAGCUGCUUAGGUAACGAAGUGGCCCCGCUUUCGGCCAAGUACUAAGCGAUUCCUGCCGACCGGGAGUUGCACACCUGGCAACAAGUCUUAGCUCAAGCUAAUCUAGAUGUACUGCGAUGGAUUCAAUAAAUUAUCAACAAGAUGUUACUGAUGAGCCUGAAGAUAUGGAGGAGGAGCCAACUCCUGUCGCAUCGGAUGAGUUUGAGUCGCCUGCAGCAGAUGAACUUGGAAAGCCAGAGUUUUUGCAGAUCGGUUCUAUGGAUGACAUGGAGCCAAGCCUGGAGCUGCAGUUCCCGCCGUGCUCACCGGAAGAGCCUCUUGCGGAGGUUUCCAGCUUCAUUCCCGGCGACGACAUAGAGUUCCCAUCCUCACGGAACUCGCCAGACAUCCCCGGUGCAUCUUCCAUGUUGCUUAAUCGCUGGGAACCCCGGGAAGCGGAUCACCAUCACUCACCACACUCAGAAACGUCGUUCCACUCAUCCAUUUACCCCGUGGCUUCCAUCCGGACAAGUAUGACAGGCGGAGUUGUGCCCGAGCCGCGCAGCCUGGUGAAGUCGUCCGAGGGCAAGAUCGGCCUUGAGACCGGCGAUGUCAUCAUGCUGAAGUACCAGGGUACUCCGUACGUCGCCAUUAAACAAAUGCUGCCGUACAAGGAUGACGCCUGGCACCACUGCCUUGAGCUGCUGACAGAGGAGAAGGCUCUCGAGAGCGAGGGCAUGGCAUACCUCGAGGUCGUCAAGCAGGGUUCCUACGUUGGCUUCCGCUCGGGCGCGGCCGGCAACCGCUUCGUGCAGCCUCGCCGCAAGGCGCCCCACCGCCUGGUGUUCUUCAACCAGAACUGCGGCGUCUGGGAGCAGUGGGACGUGCUCGGGGACAACUGGCGCUCCGCUCCCUGGUCCUCUCUGCCCAUGGUGUUCCGCAACAGGCGCCUACCGCAGGUUCAACUCGCGGUGGAUGUGGUGCGUGUGGGCUUCUACGUGACGGCUGGCGGCAUGGGCGGGACCCCCUUCGCGCCCACCCCGCGCUCUCUGCUGCCGGCCAUACCCGAGGAGGGACACGUGGAGGACACCAACCUGCGCCGCAUCAGCAACGUACUCGUGCUGGAGUGGCUCAAGUUCGUAGACAACGAGAAGAUGCUGCGUCAAGGGCUUGAGGCCAACCUAGAGGCUUUGCAGGAGGAGAUGGCACAGCUCAAGGUCAACACCAUCCGGCAGGUGGAGUACCUGCGGCUGCAGAUGAGCGAGGAGAUGGCGGCGCUCGGGGUGCACGUGAGCACGCGCGACACUCUCAUCUCCAUGCUGCGCAACUGGCUACGUCGCACGCAGCAGCUGGCGGCCAACGGCAUGGCGCGGACGCGGCACCGUCGCAUCCUCAUGGCGUGGAGGUACGUGGUGGACAACAUGGUGUACUACAAUGCCGUCAUCGUGAAGCUCACCCGCAAGAGGCAGGACGAGCUGCGCGAGAAGGUCUUCAGGGCCUGGCAGCUCCGCGCGCGCGGCUCUGCUGGUGCGGCCAACAAGCAGAUCGCCGCCGUGGAGCGGCGCUCGCAUGCCAUCAUGAAGCGAGUGCUGGUGGGCUGGCAGCGGGUCCUAGCGCACCGCGCCUGGCGAGCGCGCGUCGUGGUGGCUGCCGUACAGCGGCGCUCGGCGCUCCGCAUGUCCACCACCUUCUCCGCCUGGCGUGACCUAACCGUGCAGCGCGCGGUAGGCCGGGGUGCCCUGCAACGUGCCUUGCAUGGCGUGAGCCAGGCAUGGCUGGCGGCGGCGCUGAUGGCGUGGCGCGCCGCCACCCUGGCGGCCCGCCGGAACGACGUCCAGGCGGAUCUCAUGGCGGAGCGCCGAGUAGCACGUGUGGCCGCGACUGCGUUCUUCGGCUGGCAGGACGUCGUCGGCGUCCGCCGUGCCGCAGACCGGCUGGCUUGCAAGUCGCUGCUGCGGUAUGCUUUUGGCGCCUGGCGUGAUGGCGUCUCCGCGGCGCAGCUGAGAGCCAGCGCUGCAGAUGCCAUGGCGGCAGAACGGCCUCUAGCGCUGCGCAGGUCAGUGCUUGACGCCUGGCGGGAGAUAACGUUGGCCAGGGGUGCACUACAACAGCGUUUGGAGCGGCAUGUGGCGCACCGCAGCUUUGGGCUGCAGGCUCGCGUCCUGGCUGAAUGGGGGCUGGCGGCGGGGGCGCGGCGACGACAGCGGGCCCUGCUGCGCCGGCAUCAGGCGGCGGUGGGUGCGCGGACGGCGGCGGCGGUGCUGGUGGGCUGGCAUGCGGUCGUGGCGAGGACGGCGUGGCGGCAGUCGCGGAUGAUUACGGCGGUGUCUCGCACGUCAGCACGGAGGAUGUCGGCCGUGUUUACGUUCUGGCGUGCUUACGCCUCCGACCGCGCUGCUGUCACCGGCCGUGGUUCGCUGCUAGCAGUGCGCAUCCGGCGCAUGCGCCUCGGCGCCCUCAUGGCUGGCUGGCGCCACAUCGCGGCGCGCGUGCGUGCAGGGCGGCACAUUUUGGAGACGAUUGCCGGACGCCUUGAGGCUGGAUUCAUGUCCUCCGUGUUCACCGAGUGGCGUCUGCUGGCCCGCACUGCUGCGGCCAGUCGCUUCGCAGCGGCUCGUGCUCUGCCGCCGGAUACCCGCGCCCUGCUGAUGCGGUUCCUCGGCAAGUGGUGGGCGCGCCACUGCGACACGCCGACCAGUUUGGACUCCAUGUCCUCUUCCUUCUCUGCCCGCAUGCGUGCUUCGCUGUCGACAUCAACCUCGGCAUCAAAGGCAGCGGGUGUGGCAUCGGCACUGGAAUCUGCUGACGCUGCCCAUGUGGACCCUUCCGCGCGACAGCUGCAGCUGCAGCACUUGCAGCAGCAGCUCCAGGGCUCGUCUGGGCGUUCAGGCGGGUCGCAUGUCAAUUCACCCCGGGCACAGCUGCAUGCCACGACCGCCAGCACUGCGCCAGCACGGAAUGCAUCGCAGCCGAAGGGCAUGCCCUCCGACGGCCCCUUCGCUUCGUCUCCUGCUGUCGCAGCUGCGGCUGCGGCCUGCAGCCCCCAAGGCUCUGUCCAUGCCGCUUCACCAGGAGCUGCAGCGGCAUCGCCAGCAGGCGCCGCCACAUCCGACACCGCUACGCCCGCCCGGCCGUCGCAGCCAGCUGGCUCUGACUCCACUCCGGUUCCCAGCCCUCAGCGGGUCUUCGGCCAUGCAAGCCACGCAGGCCCAGCAAGCGCGCCUGCAAGUGCCUUGCUUUCGCCACUCCGUACGCCCCGAUCGUACCGUGAGGCCCUUGUGGCUGGUGGCAGCAGCCCCACAGCUGGUAUUGCAACGGUAGCGGCGACGUCUUUGACUGGCAAGGCAAGCUCCUCACCCGCACCUGAUGCAGCUGCUGGUAUCAGUAGCGUCACCCUCAUGCGCACGAGCGCCAGCGGUGCAGGCCCGGCAAGCGGCGCCAGCGCUGCAGCAACACCAUGCUUAGGUGACAAGGAUCCCGCUGCAGCCGAUAAGGGAGCAGCGUCAUCACUGGAGUUUGGGCAGCCAGCAGGGGUGCUGGGAAGUGGUGGGUAUGAGUCGGCCGCGUCAUCGGAGGUGGCGACAGUGCCCGCAACGACACCGGCGACGGCUGGCUCGCCCCGUUGCCUGCAUGCCCUCGGGUUCACCGGUCCACUAGCGGCCGCCGAAAGCCAGGAGGGUGAGGAGGCUGAGGUGCCGUCGGUUACCGCAGUGGUCGCGCCGGUGCCGUCCUCAGCGUUGGGCUCCGGAUGGCUGGUUGCGAGCGGCAGCACCAGCAGCGUGGGCUGCUGGUUAGCGGCGGAGGCGCUGGGGCGGUGGCGGCGUGCUGUCGAGGCGCGGCGGGAACUGGAGGCCAAGUGCGAUCUGCUGGUGCAGGCGGCACGCCAGCGGCUGGCGGGUGCAGUGCUGACGGCACUGCGGGAUGAGGUAGCGACGACACGGAGCAAGGAAGCAGUCGCUGAGGCUAUGGCAGCGAAGACGGCGAGCCGUAAUAGCCGACAGAGCAUGCGGGAGGUUCUGGCCUCGUGGCGUGCCACCGCACACCGCCGAGGCGCCGUACGCGCCCUUAUGGCUCGGCAUGUCGCACGCACAGCCGUUCCGUUGCUCCGUCGUGUGCUUGCUGAGUGGUACGCUCUCACAGCUGCACGGAGGGCUGUCACCAGGAAGGUGGCGAAGCUGACCAGGCGCCAUCGCGAGGCGACUGCAGUCCGCGUCCUCCGGGCCUGGCACGAGGAGGCCCUGGACGGUGCUGCGCGUCGUGACACGGCCAACCAACUGGCCAGCAGCCACACGCGCUCCCUUCUCUCCUCUGCGCUAUACGGCUGGAGCGGAGCGACGGCAGAGCGCCGUGCCAGGGCCGCUCGUGACAUGCGUGCGGCGCGGCAUGCGCAGCGUCGGCGGCUGCAGGGCGCCUUCAGCCGCUGGCGCUGGGCUGCGCAGGAGGCGACGGAGCGGGAGGAGGUAGCAGUUCGUGUGAGCCGCUCCAUGGCCCUGCGUACGGCGUUCAGUGGCUGGCUCAGGUUGGCUUCAGAUGACCCCGGGCCCGGUCACGUGGACAGCUCCACUGCGCUUCACCGUGCUGCCGUCUGGCACUCCCGCCGGGUGCUGCGAGGCUGUCUGAUAGCCCUGCUGGAGCACUGCGAGCGGUCUCAGCUGCUGCAACGCCAGAUGGCGGCGAUCAAGGCGCGUGCGGAGGACGCCACGCGGGCAGCCGUGCUGGCCCACCUGCAUUCGGCAGUGUCGGGGGCGCGGCGGGCGGACGUGGAAGUGCGCAAGAUGCGGUCCAGGACCGACUUGCGCUUGCUAGCGCGUGUCUUCCGGGCUUGGCUGGAGCAUGUGGAGGUGCUACGCUCGGCUCGGGGCUCGGCCGAGGCCAUGGGAGAGCGUGUAGGCCGCUCCCUGCUUGCUGGGGUCUGGGAGGGCUGGGUCGGGGUGACCCGCGUGGCGAAGGCGACGCGUGAGCAGGUGUCAGCCUUCAGCGCACGUUCGGCACGAGGCUGUGUGAAGCGGGUGUUCUUCACGUGGCUUGAGCUUGUGGAGGCUCGCCGCGCCCGCGAGACGCAUGUGCAGGUGGCUGUACACCGCAUCCAGGCCGUGACGCUCACCCACGUGUUGAGCCACUGGGCAGCAAUCGCCACCCACCAUCGCUUCAUCCGCGCUGCCGCCGGCGCCCGCUUCGCCGCCCGCAUCCGCAGCCUCCUCUCCGCAACCUUCUCUGCCUGGGGGACCCUUGUGCAUCAGCUGCGCUUGGCCCGCAACCUCGCCUCCAAGCGCGGCCAGGCCUUGAAGCUGACCCUCCUUCGGAGCGUCCUGACGCAAUGGGUAGGUUACGUGGAGCGCAAGCAUGAGCUGGCGGUGGCGGCGGCUGCCAUGGGUGCGCGCCGUGCAGCUACGGUGCUGCUGCCAGCGGCGCUGCGCGGGUGGGCUGCCGUGGUGGCGGCAGCGAGGGAGAAGCGGCAGCUGCAGCAGACGAUGCUGAUGCACUUCAUGCUGCGACGGUGCAUGGCCGAGCAACGGCGCGCGUUCAAGGCCUGGCGGGCGGCUCUGGAGGAGCGGCGCGCACGGGAUGACGAGCUGCGGCGCUGCAUCAAGCGCAAGAAGCUGGCGUUCGGGCUCUUCAAGCAAUGGUACUGGGAGGCCUUCGACGCGGACGUGCAGGCCACUAUUCGCCGCAUGUUCCACUCCACGGACCCCGCAGCGCAGAGCCCCAAGCCCUCCAUGCGGCCCAGAUUCCCGAACGGCGCUGCGGCCCAGCCAUUGCCGUACUUUCCGGAUGCCGUAGACUACUCGCAGCGUUCGUACGGCGGCGGAUUCGCGGUCCCACGGGUUGAGGCCGACUGGCAGCCUGGCGCCUGGAGGACGCAUGCGGUGGCUGCAGCGUACGGCACGGCUGGAACGGACAAUAGCGGCGGCAGAUCCACGGAUUUGCCACCCCUUGAGCCCUCUGUCGAUCCCUUCCUCCGCUACGGCGCUGCAAGCGGUGGCGCCGUGGGUGCGGCCAAUGCCGUGGGCGACCCCUCAGGCGUCGCCCCAGGCAACCUGCGCCACAGACUGCUGCAGGUCCAAGCGCAGCGCUCCACAGCGGAGCCGCUGCGGCAGCCGCAGCAACACACGGCGCCAGCGGUUCGCGGCCCCUCGGAGCCCGUACGCUCCCUGACACCCACCUUUGACUCCCUAGCACAGCAUGCUGGCGCCACUAGCGGUGGCGGCGCGACAGCAGCGGCGACUGCUGCCACGCAACGCACUAGGGCUGCCGCCGCUGCAGCGGCCAACCCCAACGCACUUCGCGCCUCCGCGCCGGCUGUGGCCGCCGGCGGUAGCCGUGCUUCCAUCGCGGCAGCCGUAGGAGCGGCAAGUCGGGCUCUGCCAGCCAAGGCAGUGUAUCGCGCCCUCCUGCAUUCGGAAUCCAGUUCCGAGGAUACUGGAUCUGAGAGCACCAAGGGCGCCAGUCGGCCGGCAUCGCGCGGACGUGCAGCCGCCUCGGUAGCUUCCAGCGGUGGCGCAGGGGCGGGCCCCGCGGGUGGCCGUAGGCUGUCUGCAACCUCCCUGGGCUCAUGGGCCAGCAACGGUGCUGCCAAGCGCAAGCCGGCUGCCGGGAAAAGCAGCGGGGCUCCCAGCGCCGUAGCUGCUCCCGUCCCGGCUCCUCGCCGUUCCCUUACCGGUGCCCUUCCCACGCAGCGUUCCUUGAGCCGUGGAACCGCUACUUCCAGCGCCGCAGGUGCUCCUUCCGCAGCUGCCCCGGCUGCCGCUGCGCCGUCUUCGUCGGCGGUGGCUCUGGCUCCCACCAACUCGGCUCCCUCCAGCCUGGAGGCCAUGUCGGCCUGGAAUGCCGUACUCGCCAACAUGGCCAACCAACUCACGGAGGUCUCCCGAGCCAGUCUAGAAAUCGCUGCGGGUGUGGUUAAUGGAGGCGUCGCGGGCUCCUCCUCCCCCGAACGCCUCAGCCCUCGCAAUCCUGCAGCCAGCGGAAGCGCCUUCUUCAUGCCUCAUGCCUCCAUCGAGAGAAGCAGCGACUCGAGCGGACAGCAGCCGCGGGCAGCAGUCCACAGCAGCCCGCAGGGCGGCGUAGCCUCGCUGCCUAGCGGCGUCACAGGGUCGCUGUCGCCGCUGUCGCCUAGUCCUCUACCGCCGUACAACGUGUACCACCGCUCGCCCAGCACAGGCAGCGCUGGACACCAGCUACCCGGUGUCGUACCCUCCUGGCGGCAGGUGAACGGCUUGUACGACGGAAUGUACGAUGACGACUUGGGCCCUGUGAAUCCCUUCUUUGCGGGCAUCGCUGGCGCUGGUGCCGCUGGUGGUGCUGGCAUGGGGUCAGGGCCCAGCAGCGGUACCUCGAGCGGUGGCGGCAGUGACGGGGAGGCUACGUUGAUGGCGGAAACGGAUGAGUCGCGGGGUUGUUCCGGCGGCGGUUCGGCUUCAGUUCCGGCGGCAGUAGCGUCUGACGUGGGGACCUUCCCAGUGCCGGUGCGCUUCCCUGUGUACCAGAACGAGGUCUUCCGGCAGGCUGGCGAUGAGGAGGAGGAGGGCGAUGAGGAUGAUGGAGGUGAGGAUAGCUAUGAAGGGGGCAAUAUGGAUGGAGACGGGGAGGAGGAGGACGAGGAAGUGGAUGGGGCUUACGAGCGAAGCUGCGAGGACAGCGGAGUGUCUGGAGCUGAGAGGUCUUCGGACUCGGGAAACUAUUAAGGGCAUGGCAACAAAGGUGGUGUACUGGUGUUACUUGCAAGCGAAUGUCGCGCAAUUGCAUGGCACCGGAUACGAACGGGGCGCGCGCGUGCUAUUGGGAAUUCAUACAUACGGAGUGCUUAGGUCGUACAGCUGGUGAUGGCAGCGCCGGCGCCUGACAAGCCCUGCAGAGAACGGUCACGAGGUUCUUACUUUUAGACGUCUCAGUCGUGCCCUUCUUAGGUAUACUAUUACCCGGUAGUUUUAUUCAUUUUAGGGUUAGCAAAUAGUAUGACGGUAGCUUGGCAGGCGCGUGCGUCCUUGAGUAGAUGUGGUUAUAGCGUGUUUAGGUUAAUAGGUCAAAUAGGUCAGUUAUUAGAGUGCAGACGUGAGUGCAAGUCUGGUGUAUGACGCCAGGGGCGUCGAAGUUCUCAUACCGUACAGCCUAAGCUGGAGGCGCGCAGCAUGCAGGCGGCGAUGUCCUUGUGGCGUCGAAGAAAGGAGGUGUUGAGUACGGCGGCAACGCAGACGCUUCAUUCCUCCUUAGGUGCCUGCGGCGAAGUGCUCCUUUGUGUUUUUGCUUACAAAGUGGUCGGUGGGAGUGGUUUGGUCAGCACAUCUCAGCUAGGCGCAUGCGCAGAAAGGAGGUGUUGUUCGGGAUUGUGGCGAACGCCCUAAUCGUACAACGCCGUGAACAAUCUGAGCAGAAGCCGGUUACACAUCCCGUCCUGAUUGGUUCUUUGCUGUCAGAGGGCGAGAUGUUGUUGUGUUUCCUAAGGCCAUGAUUCUGAAGGUGGCAGGUCGUGCGGUGAGAGUCCGGCAGGGUGUAUGACGCUCAGAUGGCGCAGCGAUGGAGGUAGGAUGCAUGCAGGAAUGGCAGGAUAGGUUGGCGGGUUGGGUAUCUUGAGAGCAGUGCGCUUUGCAAGCCGAUGGGUGGUUCGUGCCGAUGACGAAUGGUAGAACCUGUGUCUCACCUGUAUCAGGAUACGAAGACCUGUUACAACUUGGCUGGCGUUCAAUCCUGCACACUUCACACGAACACACCAUGUACGACACACACUACAGUUUGCUGCACCCUUCGCUGUGUAAUGAUGUCUCGCCGCCAAUGUGAUUGGUCUGCUGCACGCUAUAAGGUACUCGACUCGACCUCAACUGCUCCUUCUGCGUCUUU
This is a messenger RNA of Astrephomene gubernaculifera, 8962 nucleotides long. NCBI's taxonomy places the organism in Eukaryota, Viridiplantae, Chlorophyta, Chlorophyceae, Chlamydomonadales, Astrephomenaceae. The record is from the annotation of a GenBank genome assembly.